This is a messenger RNA of Naegleria gruberi, 5138 nucleotides long. RefSeq lists its product as uncharacterized. NCBI's taxonomy places the organism in Eukaryota, Heterolobosea, Eutetramitea, Acrasida, Naegleriidae. The record is from RefSeq and is a predicted model, not a curated record. The coding region runs from base 1 to 5121 and encodes 1706 amino acids. The transcript is spliced from 3 exons.
AUGACAUCCCUCCCAGAACAUCAUCACUUGGGAGGUUCAUCAUCAUCAGGAGGAGGCAAUGGUGGAAUUACUCCAAGAAGAAAAGCAACAACUAAAUCUUCAUCCUCCUCAACAACAGAACUUCAAUUCGUCCUCGCCAAAUAUGGAUUAAAUUCACAUGGAGAUUUGCCAUCAAUCUCGCAAAGUGCUUCAUCUCCUUCCUCAUCCUCUUCACAGAAUCAGCAUUGUAUUGUGAAGAGUGGAUACCUGAUGAAACAGGGAAUGAAAUGGAAAUCCUGGAAGAAACGACUCUUCGUUCUAAUUGAUGACAUUUUAAUAUACAAGAAAGUUUCUUCGGAUUCAUCAUCAUCUUCAACAUCUGGUCUACCCGAACAAUCCAAAGUUAUUGGCGUGUUGCAAUUACAGAAUGGAAGUAUUGUUUUGGAUGAGAAGAAUAGGAGAAUGUUUCAUGUCAAGUGUGAAAAGUCAUAUAGCAAGGAUAAAGUGUUUAGCGAGAGAUCCUACACAUUCCAAUUGUGUUCCGAAGAUACAGAUGAUGAGAGAGAGGAUUGGGCACAAAAAUUGAAACGUGCUGCCACUCAACACGUUCGUUCGAGAAUGAGGACACGAACCAGAGCAGGUGGUCAAAAUCCCAUGACAAGUUCUUCACCAUUUGGACCUACACAACAACAACAGGAAAUGAAAUCAUCUACUGCAGUGAAGAAGAGUGUUGCUGUUGUUGUGACAAAUGCAACAUCCAAUGUUGGUAUUGAAGUUGUAAAAUCACUUCUAUUGAGAAAGAUUCGUGUCAUUGCUAUUUAUUAUCCUUCCAGAACAUUAAAAACUCAACAACAAAACAAUUCAUCAUCAUCAAGAAAGAAUUCAGCCAUUCACAAUGGAAAUUUAAAGGAAAAUUUAUUGAAAAGUUAUGGAGCUCAAGUCAUUUGUUUGGAGGGAGGAUUUCGUAAUUUUGAAACCAUUUCAUUGGUGGAACAAAUCACUACACGUCAAUAUCACAUUGCAGCCAUUGUUCACGUGCCAAUGGAUGGCGAACGUAUCCUAGAAGAUAUGAAUCAAGCCAUUAAUUUCUCACUCCAAUUGAGUAUUGAUUCAUUCAUUUUGUGUUCAAAAUAUUUUCCAGUGGUGAGUGGUGGACUCGAUGAACAGGAUGUCAUUCUUCCACAAAUGUUUGAUGAUCAUUUGCAAUGUGAACAAACUGUUAAAUCAUAUUUCGGAAAUUCAUGUACGAUAUUCAGAUAUAAUGGAACUAUGCAAGAUUUUCUUUUGUUCUAUGAUGAAAAAACAAGAACAUUCUAUUUCCCAUUUGGAGAUUUGAAGGAAAAAGAGGAUACUAUCAAGAAGAGAGUUUCAUGGGUCGAUGCUCGUGAUGUUGGUCUUGCCAUUUGUACCACCGUUAUGAACAUUCUCUUCCAAGUCAAUUCUAAUAUUCAAAAACAAGACAAAUCCAAAAAUUCCAAUGAUAGAAAGAUGCACACCUAUGUCAUGUCAGGUCCCGAAUCCUUAACCAUUUUAGAUGUCAUUAAAAAGUUCUCUAAAAAGACCAACGUUCCAGUGGAGUACAAGGUAGUUGAUCGAGAUGUUUCCAUGAAUAGAUUAAUGAACUUGAAGGGAUUAGGAAAGUGGGAAUGUGAUGCCUUACACAGUGUCUACUCGACAAUUUAUGAUGAAGGUUUAGCAGCCACUGUCUUUUCAGAUUUACUUGAACUGAAAGGUUCUGCAGCCACUAUUUUUGACAACUUUAUCGAGAGAGAAUUGGAAACAUUCCAAGAUCACAAUCCAUGCAUUUGUAUGAUUGGUUCUAUUCACUUUAUCCAAUCGAAACUCUUACAUGCCCUCCAUGAUAUGAAUUUCAUUUCAAAGAAUAUCAUCUUUUCAAAGAAGGAAAUUCCAGACUAUCCAUUCAAAACGGCUCAAUAUAUCAUAUUUGACUAUGAGAAGGAAAAGAAAACAGUUGAGGUCAAUUUGAGAUCUCAAAUUUCAGAAGAUCAGAGAAGACGUAGAACAGAAGACAUUCUUGCCAAUUCCAGCAUGAUUAAUGUUCCUUUCAGAGCUUCUCGUUCUGGAUCUGUGAUGGAUCUGGAGGGAGAGGACUAUGUAGAGAGUAAAACCAAACACAUCCUGAAUGAGAAAUUCGUCGAAUAUGCCAGUGAUGCAGUCAUGCAAAGUGAGAAAUUAAUCUUCUUUAUCAAGGCCAAAUAUCUGCUUAAUAAGUGGUUUGAUUUGGAUGCUUUUAAGAAGAUUAUGGACAAUGCAGCCAGAUCUACCAAACUGAAACACAUCUUUUUGUUGUACGAUUCUGCAACGAAGAGAAUAUGUCAGGAUUUCCUCACCCAAGUUUCCAUUUAUUUAUCGAGAAAGUGCCCUGUAGCUUAUACAUUUAUAGAAUUUGGUUGGUUGUAUCAAACUCUAGCAACCUUGUCUGGCUCUGAACUUCAAACCUAUUCCUCAAUGUCCCUUCCAACCUCUUCUACCAUAGACACUCUGAAUGAAAGAUUGGAAUGGUGUGAUGGAGAUGAUGUCAUUGAUUUUAUUCUUCACCUGAUGAAAACAAUCAAGGUUGACUCGGAACAAAUGAUCAAGAACUUUGUAGCUCAUGGUACAAAAGCUAGUUUCCGUGAAAUUUCUCGAAUCUUGUCUGAAGUUCUGAAGAAACCUGUUUCCUGUGCUGCCAUCGAUAUCAAUAAGGCAUUCCCAUGUCUGUGCACUGAUCACAAGGAAAUUUUCGAGCAUAGAGCUAUCAAGAAGGAGAUGGUCUAUUAUUUAACAUUUGCAAAGGACAGCGAUGCCAUCGACUAUUCAUCUGAUAUUUUGGAAUUUGAAUCAGUGAUGGGUAAAAAAUUGAAAACUUUGAAAGAAUUUGUGGAAAGUUCUUUGAUCAAGUUUUCUGAUAUUAUCGAGUUGCAAGGUUCUGAAUCUGAUUUUUAUUCAGAUAUUGCCAAAUGUCAAAGUGUUGAUGAACAGGAACAAAUUAUUUUCAGACACUUGUUCAGCAAAUGUCAGAAUCCUGGCAGUCUCUUUAAUAGAGUUCUUACACAACAGUCAGACAUGUUCUUACAAGCUUAUUCUUUGGAAUAUUUUGACAAGUUAACAUCUGAGGAGAAGAUUGUGGCUACUUCAAGAGCCAAAUCACUGAUUGCAACAUUCUUUGAUGAAAUGUACAAAGUCAUGUCAAGACAAGUUCAAAAGAUUAUUAUCACACCUGCUGUGAAUUAUAACGUUAAUUUGAAGGUGGUUCCGAACGAGAUGGAGCCACUCUUUGCUCAAUGUGUAGACUAUGUCUUUUUCGAUAAGAUUUUCCCAAUCGUUUUUGAAUUGUACAGGAGAGAGCUAGCAGAGAAAUCAUCAUUCGUCAAUCAAAAGUAUGCGGAAUUGAAGGAUUGUACACCAAGACACUUGGAAAUUGCAGAUGAAUAUUGUUUGGAAGGAAAUGGCAAGACAGCUGAUGAAAAUUACGCCCUUGCCAUUCAGACUCUUUCUCAAAUUUCAACUAGCAAUAGUUUAAUUGAUGGUAAAAUGAAAAUUUUGAUGAAUACCUCAAAGGCCAUUGUGGAUUGUGUGAAAAAUUACUAUGGAAAACCAAAGGAAGUUUCUGCUGAUGCAUUGAUGCCAAUUUUCAUCUUUGUCAUGAUCAAGGCAGCCAUUCCAGAUUUGUAUUGUCAUUUGAAGAUUUUAGAAGAUUUCGUUCACGAAUCUCUCAUGAUGGGACCUAUGGGUUAUUCUCUGGUCACUCUUCAAAUUGCUGUCGAUUAUAUGCAAACAUUGAAUUGGGAACAAUUAGAUCAAAUGUUCAAGGUGCAAUUGGAGUUGAAGAAACAACAAGAAGAAUUCAGAAAGAGACGUGAUUCUGAAAUUCAAUUCAGAAAGACAAGAGGAUUGAGUGUCAUGCUCAACAAACCACUAGAUUCAGUUGUCGAGGGAGUUGAAACUCAGUACAUUGAAGAAGUUGAACAAGAUGAGGGAGCAAACAUGUUUGAAGGGAAAUCGGCUCACUAUCGUUCCAUGUCUGUUUUCAAUUCAACCAGAGUUGAGGCCAUUCCAAUUGAGGAAGAUGAUGAAGAUGCUGCCAGUACCUCAUCAGGAAGUCCACCACAAACAGCCAUCGAUCUACCAGUUGUUACUUCACCAGUUGACACGUCAGACAAUUCACUUUCAGCUUCCACUAGCAUUCCACAAACACCUGACAAAUUAUUUGAAGAUGAUGUAUUUGCUGUUGUUGAACAAUCACCAUCAACAACAUCAGUCCUCUCUGAAACUCACUCCAACAUUCUCUCACUUUCUACUCUAUCUGCUCAACAAGCAGUAGAAUUGACUGUUCUGUUAUUGGAAAAGAUUGUGGAAAUUUAUAGAGCCUCUGAUUGGAUUACACAAACAACUGGAGAUGGUCAAGAACGAAUGGGAUGGGGAAAACAAUUGAAACUCGGAAAGGAAUUUAUUAUUUUAGCAGAUCAAGAGGAAAAACUUGAACAAUUUACCCAAUUGACCUACAAGUUGGAAUCUAUUGAUUUAGAUCAUUUGAAAACCAAAAAACACUUGAUUACCGUCUUUUUAAUCAACUUGUACCACGUCAUGUUGUUGCAUGGUUUUAUUCGUGGAGGAUUCUAUCCAAUGCUCAACACUUCAAGUCGUAGAAGAUUUAUGAAGGAACCAAUUUAUUGUGUUGGAAAUAUUCCACUCUCUUUGGAUGAUAUUCAAUGUCUAUUGACAAGUUCAAGAAACAUUUCCAAUACAGAGAAACACAAACUACUUUUGGAUGUCUAUCAAAAGGAUCCAUUGAAUUGUUUGGCUAUCAGUAAUUGCUCAUUCUCCUCACCACCUAUUCGAAUUUAUUAUCCCAAUAAUGCAGAGCUUGUUAAAACUCAAUUGAGGCAACAAGCAACUGGCGUUCUCCUUCAUGAUUCAAAUUUCAAUCCACAAACUAAGGUUCUUGUUUUGCCUUCAAUAUUCGCAACUCAUUUAGGAUUAUUUGGAGAUAAUAAGGAAACUGUUAUGAAUUGGGUGAUUAACUUGCUGCCAAGGGAUGCAGAAAUUAGAAAAGAUUUAUCACUCACAAUGGCCUAUGCCAAUGUCCAUAUCAAGUUUAGUCCUGUGGAUUAUAGUUUCCAAUUCAAGAUUUUGGAAUAAAGUUUCUGAUAUUUCUG